GGGCUGGCGUGGCGGUGGCUCCGGGGUUAUCUGCGGCUCCGCUGCCGAGCAGGGCGGGCUCUGGCUCCUCCCAGUGGCCGGCUGGGGCGGAAGCAGGAGGCGGGGGUAGCGUGCGCGCUGCUGGUCUCCUCUGCCAAGGCGCUGGGGCCCGCGCUCUGUGGCUGCAGCUCGGUUCGGCGCUUCGUAGGCGGUCGGCUUCUCUCUGCACCGUGUGCUCCGCGAUCAGGCCUCCCUCUCAGCCUCGGCCCACGGCGCCGACCCUUCCGGCACCCUCCCGCCCCGUCUCGUACUCUCGCCGCCACCGCCGUGGCCCCGGCCCCGAUGGCUCUGUGCAACGGAGACUCCAAGCUAGAGAAUGCUGGAGGAGACCUUAAGGAUGGCUGCCACCAUGAAGGAGCCGUUGUCAUUCUGGAUGCUGGUGCUCAGUACGGGAAAGUCAUAGACCGAAGAGUGAGGGAACUAUUCGUGCAGUCUGAAAUCUUCCCCUUGGAAACACCAGCAUUUGCCAUAAAAGAACAAGGAUUCCGUGCUAUUAUCAUCUCUGGAGGGCCCAAUUCUGUGUAUGCAGAAGAUGCUCCCUGGUUUGAUCCAGCAAUAUUCACUAUUGGCAAGCCUGUUCUUGGAAUUUGCUACGGCAUGCAGAUGAUGAAUAAGGUAUUUGGAGGUACUGUACACAAAAAAAGUGUUAGAGAAGAUGGAGUCUUCAGCAUUAGUGUGGAUAAUACAUGCUCUUUAUUCAGGGGUCUUCAGAAGGAAGAAAUUGUUUUGCUUACACAUGGAGAUAGUGUAGACAAAGUAGCUGAUGGAUUCAAGGUUGUGGCGCGUUCUGGGAACAUUGUAGCAGGUAUUGCAAAUGAAUCUAAAAAAUUAUAUGGAGUACAAUUCCACCCUGAAGUUGGCCUUACAGAAAAUGGGAAAAUAAUACUGAAGAAUUUCCUUUAUGAUAUAGCUGGGUGCAGUGGGAACUUCACUGUGCAGAACAGAGAACUUGAGUGCAUUAGAGAGAUCAAAGAGAGAGUAGGCACGUCAAAAGUUUUGGUUUUACUCAGUGGUGGAGUGGACUCAACAGUUUGUACAGCUUUGCUAAAUCGUGCUUUGAACCAAGAUCAAGUCAUUGCUGUGCACAUUGAUAAUGGCUUUAUGAGAAAACGAGAAAGCCAGUCUGUUGAAGAGGCCCUCAAAAAGCUUGGAAUUCAGGUCAAAGUGAUAAAUGCUGCUCAUUCUUUCUACAAUGGAACAACAACUCUACCAAUAUCAGAUGAAGACAGGACCCCACGAAAAAGAAUUAGCAAGACGUUAAAUAUGACUACAAGUCCUGAGGAGAAAAGAAAAAUCAUUGGGGAUACUUUUGUUAAGAUUGCUAAUGAAGUAAUUGGAGAAAUGAACCUGAAACCAGAGGAGGUUUUCCUUGCCCAAGGUACUUUACGGCCUGAUCUAAUUGAAAGUGCAUCUCUUGUUGCAAGUGGCAAAGCUGAACUCAUCAAAACCCAUCACAAUGACACAGAACUUAUCAGAAAGUUGAGAGAAGAGGGAAAAGUAAUAGAACCUCUGAAAGAUUUUCAUAAAGAUGAAGUGAGAAUUUUAGGCAGAGAACUUGGACUUCCAGAAGAGUUAGUUUCCAGGCAUCCAUUUCCAGGUCCUGGCCUGGCAAUCAGAGUAAUAUGUGCUGAAGAACCUUAUAUUUGUAAGGACUUCCCUGAAACCAACAAUAUUUUGAAAAUAGUAGCUGAUUUUUCUGCAAGUGUUAAAAAGCCACAUACACUAUUACAAAGAGUCAAAGCCUGCACAACUGAAGAGGAUCAGGAGAAGCUGAUGCACAUUACAAGUCUGCAUUCACUGAAUGCCUUCUUGCUGCCAAUUAAAACCGUAGGUGUGCAGGGUGACUGUCGUUCCUACAGUUAUGUUUGUGGAAUCUCCAGUAAAGAUGAGCCUGACUGGGAAUCUCUUAUUUUCCUGGCUAGGCUUAUACCUCGUAUGUGUCACAACAUUAACAGAGUUGUCUAUAUAUUUGGUCCACCAGUAAAAGAACCUCCUACAGAUGUUACUCCCACUUUCCUGACAACAGGCGUGCUCAGUACUUUACGCCAAGCUGAUUUUGAGGCCCAUAACAUUCUCAGGGAGUCUGGAUAUGCUGGCAAAAUCAGCCAGAUGCCAGUGAUUUUGACACCAUUACAUUUUGAUCGGGACCCACUUCAGAAGCAGCCUUCAUGCCAGAGAUCUGUGGUUAUUCGAACCUUUAUUACUAGUGAUUUCAUGACGGGUAUACCUGCAACACCUGGCAAUGAGGUCCCUGUAGAGGUGGUGUUAAAGAUGGUCACUGAGAUUAAGAAGAUUCCUGGCAUUUCUCGAAUUAUGUAUGACUUAACAUCAAAGCCCCCAGGAACUACUGAGUGGGAGUAAUAAACUUCUUAUUCUGUUAAAGUACUGUGUGCAGUUUAAAUUGAUUAGAAAUCAUUCCCAAUAUUGACAUGCAGUACUGUGAAGAGUUACUGAAGCAGCUACAUCACACCUGAGUUCUCCACAACAAAAAUCUAUAGCUUUAAGAGCUGAACUGGGAUAACUAAAAGGCACUGCAGAGUUGUACGGGUCAAUAAUCAAAGCACCAUUGUCUACACUUAGAUUGAUACUGCUUUGGCCUUUGCCUCACUUGUUCUUUAUGUAUAAACUCACUAUUGCUAUCAAUGUCUCUGUCUAUGAAGGUGUAUGAAGGUUGGUGAAUUUGGGGGUAGUAAAUGGGCUUCUAUCUCCUUUCUAAGAGCUGUUAGAAAUGCUCAUUAUUUACCAGUGUGACUUACUAUGUAUACCUUUUGGAGAUUCUGAGUUUUCUUAUAAGUAACCUUAUUUCUGCAAAGGGUGAGGGAGAAAAUAUAGCUGGGCUAUUCUGGCCACUUUUGCAGGACACUGGGGCUAUAAAGGUAAGAUACCUUAAGAUGGAAAAGCACUUAGAAUUUGUAUUUUUAGAAUUUUAUGAUAUCGCAGCCAUGGGAAGAAGAAACUAUGAUUGAUCUCAAAUGUCUAUGAAUGUUCUUAAAAUGUUUUCAGACCAGGUUCCACAUAGGUACCAUGUCACUCACUGUCAGCUUGUUCAUUAGUAAGGAGCUUUGUCCUCCCAGCCUUAUAUUACCAGCUCCCACAGCCUUCCAUAGAGAGUUGCUGUUCUCUUCCCAGAAGAGGCUGUCUCAGUGAUGUAUGUGGUGUAGUGCAGAUAGAGUUCAAGAGGAGACUUUUAAUCUCGUGUGGCUGUCAGAGGAGCAGCUCUGAGAUCACAAAGCUAUGAUGCAUGCCCACAACUUAUAAAAGGGAGAGGAAAAGUGCUUCUGUCGUUUAGUAAAGAGUUGUAAAAUGAACUCUUAGAUUUAAUCUAUAGACAGAUUUAGUACUCACUGCUCAGAAGUCUGUGACCAGUCUUGAUCCAUGCAAGGUAUUUGCCAAACUUUUUAAUGCUUUCUAACAGUUAUGAGAGAGGAUCUAAGAAUUAGUGCAGGACUUUUUGCUAAUGCCACCAGUUUCUAACAAAUCCUUUAUAACAUUCGUAUAAGCACUAUAAAAAUAGACAGUAGUAGACCAGUUCUGCAGCCAAUUUAUUAUUUCUCUCAGUAUUUUAGCUAAGAAUAUUACUGUGUGUUUCUCUUACCAAUUCCAUCUCAGGUUGCUGCCUCUUACCUAGUAUAAAAAGUCUUUUAAUCAGGUACAAAAUUUUAUUUGGGAUUCAGUGUUAGAUAAACAACAAAAUGAUGCAUGUCAGAAGUCAUCUUUUCAUUCUGGCUGGUCCAGAGAACAAGAAAAUUGCUGCUGGACCGGCAAAGGAAGAGCUUCUGUCUAUUGUUAACAGACAUCUGUACCCGAGACAAAGGAGUACUUGACUUCAGUAAAACUUGAAGGGUUUAUUCUCUACCCUGAUGAGAAGGUACUCAUAGUGACCUUCAGUAAAAGAGGAUAUGUUAGUGAUUUGGUCUUAGCAGAUUUAGGGUCAUGUUAUUUUAGAGCUAGAAUAGCCUAUAAGAUGCUUACUAACAUGUGUCAAUACAUAAUUACGUGAUGUGAAAAAAUUCCUUUUCUAACAAAAGUGUUUUAUGAUUUUGUAUUCAAGCAGAUAGUAUGAAUAUAGGAGAAACAUAGCGAGAAUCUUUUUCCCUUAAGUAUGUCCUAUGGAACAUCAUUUCUCUGAGAUAUAGUCCAUGUUAAAAAAAAGGUUAGGUGGUCAUAUAAGUUUGGGAAGUACUGCUCACUUGUCCUCCUGCCUUGGAGAUUCAUGGCACACAUUAUAUUUAAAGCUCUGAGAAAUUUUAAAGUUAAAAGCAAUUGUUGAAUUUUGCUUAACCUAGUGUUUUCUUGAUAUUUGUCCAUUAAACACCUUUUUAUGUCAUCCUUCUUAAUACUGGAAAAAUGAUUUCUCCAGAACACACCUUGACAUGAUAUAGUUUUUUUUUAAAAAAACUAAAUUUUCUGGAAUUCAGCAAUUUCCCAAUAUCUAGUCCCCUGUUGUUUUUGCACAGCAGUUUUUGCUUCGUGACUCUAUACUUUGACAGUAUUUGACGUGAGCCACAGAGAAAAGUUAUUAAGGUUGUAGUUCCGUUUCAUAGUUAAGGAAACAAGCUUAGCUUAGGAUGGUUGCCUAAUGAGUUUCAGAAUUAAAUGUCAAGUUUUAUUAGUCUGAAUUGUCCUUUCAUUAAACGUAUUCUGGCAUUUAAAAUUACAUAAAUUUAUGGGAUGGUCAUUUCUGACCAAGACUAGAAUGGUGGCUACCUGGCUAAUAUUUAUCAUUGGUUAUCCUGGGCAGAGUAUGACUUCAUUCCCAUUGCUUAUCACCUACCUGGGCCACCUCUCUAUUUAAUUAAGUAUAUUUUGUUUCUUUAUAGUUAUUGGAUAGGAGGAAGGCAGAUCAGUGAAAGCAUCAUUUAUUCCCAGGUUUAGGAGGCACAAAGGAAUUUUCAAGAACCAAAUGUCUAGUUCUGCCGUAAUGGCCCCAUCUGUAUGAUCAUCAGUGCUGUUAGAAAUAAUAUAGCCUGGCACAAUUUCUGAGUACAGGUCUUUAAAGAUGUAUCCAGGAGAUAAGGUUACACUAUUUUCUGAUCUUUUUUUGCCUCUUAAUCUUGAGAUAGCCACAUGUGUGUAGCCGAACAAGCAUAAAAGUUUGUUACCUUGCUCUGUUUGGGCUUGCCUCUUGACAGCCUGUUUUACUGAAUAACUUGACUGUAACUUCUAGAGAAUGAGGGCAUUCCAAUUAGAUAAACAGGACUGUCCAUCUUUAGUGCUUUGCAAUGCCAUUAAACAGCUGUAUGAACUUGGUGAAGUCAUUUCUGUUUAUCUGUAAGAUGAGGCAACUGGAUUAAAUUUUCAACAAAUUCAGCCUUAAGUUCUUUCAUGAAUAAUAAGGAAAAGCGUAGCAGGAGACAGAAUGGAGAAACUGAGUAGUUUUUUUAAAAGUUCCUUUAACAUCAGAUAUGACCCAGUCAAAGGUAAACAUCAAAAUGCAUUUAAAGUUAAAUAUUACUUUUUUUGAAGCUUUGAUAUAGAUCAGUGAGGUUUGACCACUUGAGAAUCUUCUGCUAUGAGAUGACACUUGAAAAAUACCCAUCAAAGUGUUACUGGUGGCAUUCUCUUUACUGUGUGUUUUUGGAAAAACUGACAGAGUAUGCUCGGCUCUGAGACUGAGGAAAAGUAUUUCAUCAUCAGUUAUAUAUAGCUAAUUGCUGGCAGAGCUGGAGCUAGAAUCCAGGCUUUCUGAUUCUCUGCAUUGAAGAGUUAAUGCUCUAAGGUCCUUCAAGGCAAGAUUUAAAAGGAAGUUCCUCAUGUGUAAUCGGCCAUCAGAACUAAAUGUAAUUCCAAAGUGUUAAUCAUCUCCUGAGUUACAGUAAGUGAUUUCUGGAGAUAGCACUAUCUUUCAGAAAUUCUGACAUCUCAUGCACAGUGUUAUAACCCUGCUUCUUUUUACCUUUCUGUGUAACUCCUUUCCACUACUCCCCAUACUCCUCCUCUCCCCAGAAUUUUCAUUGGAAUGUGACAAAGACACAACUUAGCUGUUACCUCAGUGAUUGGUCCUUUCAUUGGCCCAAAUCCAGAAUGUAAUGGGAAACAAUACGGGUUGGAUGUCUCCUUGGAAAGCACCCCUUUUGUCCUUAUGGAGGUAGUUUUUAACUACACCAGGUGAUAGAGGGAACCAGGUACCUUUUUCAUUACUGUAGGGCUUUCAUGGCUCUUAUAUUUCUGAACAUUUCAUGUAAUGACAAGUGAGAUUUGGAAUCUCUCAAGUGUCAGGAUGCCAACUCCCAACCAUAGUCUUAUAUACUGAAGAUGCCCACGUAUUCCACUGUUAGCCUUUUUGUCAGUGGAUCUAAACCCUGGAUGUUUGUUAGUACCUGAGAAGUUUAAGACACAUGCACACACACACAAUGCUCAGACCUCCAACUAAUAAAGUUAGAAUCUGGGUGUGUAACACAAGAAUUUUAAAUCUACCAGCCAGAAUAAAUUGUUAUUGAGGGACAGACCUGAUCUAUCUAGUUACAGUUUAAAAUCUUAGUCACACCUAUAGGUGAGGAAUGUGGGCCACAGAAACUGUCUUGCUAAAGGUUUCAUAGCCAGAUUAGGUCAGAUCUGGGGAUCAAAUUCUGGAACUGAUUUUACCUAUACUUUGUUGUAGGUUGGAUGCUCCAAGGGCCUGUUUGGUAAUAUUUAGGACAGCUGUUGUAAUCAUUGCAGGUGUUGACGUCUAUGCAACAACUGCGCUGGCCUUUUCUCUCUUCCAACCUCUUCCUAUUCCUUUUGCUCUUUCUUUAAAGAGGAUAAAUCUGCUCCUGUGCUGCAGCCACCUUUACAAUUCUGACUAUAGCUAGAUCAGUAAGACUGAGCUGUUACUGCACCAACUCAGAAAUCCUUCUGGGGGCUGUGUCAUUUGAAUAUCAUUCUUUAAAGAACUAGAGAUUAUCUACCUGCAACCUGAAUUUCCUGAAUUAGAGUCAUUUGAGCAGCACCUCUUAAUUUACCCAUCAGAGUCUUUGUUCACUGGUGACCCUGUGGUAUCUUUCGACUUAAGUUCCCUUGCUUAGCAAAAUCAUGAGACCUUAGGGAGUGAGUCCAUUUCUCGGAUAUAUUAAAUGCAAUAGCUCCCAAAUCCUCGAGUGUUUAGGAAGCCUGAACCUUGAAUAAUCCAAGUAAGAGAAUAUACCUUUGGAGGAUACAGAUUUUUAAGCUAAGUAAGUUUCUGCCUUUGCAUCUGCUGUGGUCAUUGUUACAACCCUCGCAUUAAAUGAAGAAGUAAAUGUAAACCUCCUUUUGAACAUACUUUUUAUAAAGAAAUAUUUUGUUUAUUUGAGUAAGUAGUACAGUGUGAAGUCACUAUGUAAUUGUUCAUGGUAUACUGCAAUGUCUAUUUUAUGUUGUGGUAACAAUGUUGGCAUAAAAUAGCUUUGCUAAAUUAACGCGAAAUGACUUUAAUCCCUUUUGUCUUCAGUAUACUUCAUAAAGGAGGAAACAGCUUUCAUAAUUUGUCAUGAAGCUUCAGUGUUUAUGAGAAGUCUGAGAAGCAGGAGCAAAGAGAACAGACAUUAUCAUGAUAUGGAAAAUGAGAAGUUGCAUCAGGGGUUUCUGGGUAAUAAUCUGUUCCCCUUAUGUAUAUAUAUAGGAGGAUGUCAGCAUUUUUCCCAGUGUUAACAGCGGACAUAAUGGACAUAAACAUUGGGUAGCUUUUUAGUUAAAUGAUCAGCUAAAGGUGUGUGCGUUCACGUGUGCUUCUAAAAUUAAAGUCAUAUGUGUAUGUACACACAAA
Messenger RNA from Galeopterus variegatus (Sunda flying lemur), 7765 nucleotides. It is a transcript of the gene GMPS, whose product is annotated as guanine monphosphate synthase. Gene Ontology annotation, biological process: GMP biosynthetic process. Gene Ontology annotation, cellular component: cytosol. The coding region runs from base 322 to 2400 and encodes 692 amino acids. Gene Ontology annotation, molecular function: GMP synthase (glutamine-hydrolyzing) activity; GMP synthase activity; ATP binding. NCBI's taxonomy places the organism in Eukaryota, Metazoa, Chordata, Mammalia, Dermoptera, Cynocephalidae. The record is from RefSeq and is a predicted model, not a curated record. The transcript is spliced from 16 exons.